Cajanus cajan (pigeon pea) is the source of this 1159-nucleotide messenger RNA. It is a transcript of the gene DOT5, whose product is annotated as C2H2-like zinc finger protein. Lineage: Eukaryota; Viridiplantae; Streptophyta; Magnoliopsida; Fabales; Fabaceae. Gene Ontology annotation, cellular component: nucleus. Gene Ontology annotation, molecular function: DNA-binding transcription factor activity. Gene Ontology annotation, biological process: regulation of gene expression; anatomical structure development. The record is from RefSeq and is a predicted model, not a curated record.
CCAAAACACCCUCCUUCCCUGUCCCUCCCUCACUCUACUCUCUCCUAUACCUAGCUAGUAGCUACUACUACCCUUUCUCAUCAUAUAGUAAUAUUACAUUACAUUACAUUAUUAUACCAUUCCAUCAACCACAUCUCUCACCAUGCAAACUCACUCUUUCUCCUACAUACCCUCUUGUCCUACUAGUAGAAGUCCCUUCUUGGAACCUGACCAUGAUGAGGGUGUGGAUGAAGCCUCCAUCUCCCUCUCUCUUGGCCCUCCUGGCCAACACCACAACCCCAAAGCCACUUCCUCCUCCUCCUCCAACCACCCUUCCAGUACUCUUCAGUACCAUUUCCAGCAAAACCCUAUCUCUGAUGACCAGAGAGGUGUAACUGUGGCUCUUCACAUUGGCCUUCCCAGUCCAAGCACUUCACCAAACAGUGCCAUCCCCACUACCAAGCCUGAUCUUCAUUUGCCUUCUGCUCCCAUUCAGGGCCAGUACUGGAUCCCUUCUCCUGCUCAAAUCCUCAUUGGACCCACCCAGUUCUCUUGCACUGUUUGCAACAAAAUGUUCAACCGUUUCAACAACAUGCAGAUGCACAUGUGGGGACAUGGUUCACAAUACAGGAAAGGGCCUGAAUCACUGAGAGGGGCAAAACCAGCUUCUUCAAUGCUGAGGCUUCCCUGCUAUUGUUGUGCCGAGGGUUGCAAGAACAACAUAGACCAUCCAAGGUCAAGGCCUCUGAAGGAUUUCAGGACCCUUCAGACACACUACAAGAGGAAGCAUGGAGCAAAGCCAUUCGGGUGCAGAAAGUGUGGCAAGCCAUUUGCUGUGAGAGGGGAUUGGAGGACACACGAGAAGAAUUGUGGGAAGCUUUGGUUCUGCAUCUGUGGCUCUGAUUUCAAGCACAAGAGAUCCCUCAAAGACCAUGUUCGUGCCUUUGGUGAUGGCCAUGCUCCACACACUGUGGAGAGCUGUGAUCAGAUGGGGGAAGAUGACUUGUUAGGUGAUGAAGAUGAUGAGGAACUAGAACUAGAAGAUGAUGAUGAAGAUUAUAACAGUAAUGAUGUUGUUUUUGGUUUUAAUUAACAUCAAGUGUAGAAUGCAUUCUCUUGUGUAUGGAUUGAAAUGAUCUCUUCUCAUUUUCUGUCUCUCCUUUUCUUUUGUCUAGUUAAA